Messenger RNA from Schistosoma mattheei, 1187 nucleotides. The record is from the annotation of a GenBank genome assembly. NCBI's taxonomy places the organism in Eukaryota, Metazoa, Platyhelminthes, Trematoda, Strigeidida, Schistosomatidae.
UAUAACCAUAUAUUACGAUAUGCAUUUUUGCAUAUCUAUAGUGAUGCUGGAUUUCCGCAGGACACCUUGCUAUGACCUGUGGUCUACGCAGAAGUCUGAAGUCUUAGAUGCAGAUGUUACGUAUGUUGGUUGUGCCGGUUACAUUCCAUCCCUUUGUGACCCACUCUUGGAUGGAUUGAACAAGCUAUCAAUAAGCCCGGAGUCUCCAGAUCGUCUUUCUGGUAGUGGAUAUCAUAUUGGAGAUAACAUUACGGCUGUUGUUCGUAGUCCAGAUUCUCAUGCCGUGUACCCGAAGACAACUAAAUCAACACAUCGCGAUUUUGAUACUGCUAGAUUAAGUACAUAUGGUGGUUCAUCAAACUGCACGGAGACUUUUGAGAAACUAUGUGGACGUGGACACAGUACUCAAUCUAGAAUCCAGUUACCGAGAUCAGAUGGCAUUUUCAAUCUUAUUUGGAAUUGCUACUAUAGGAUAUCCUAUUUUUGUAGAUAGUCCUGCCGCUUGCGGUGAUGUGAACAAGACUAACAAAACCAACCAGUCGAUUUCGGUUAGAAAAGUUGAUUGCCCUCUUCUAUGUGAGAAGUAUCCCGCAAAUCCGGUUAUCGAUGGAGGUGCCUGGAAUGACUUCCCGCUGCGCGAUGCAAUUGGGGCAGCUCUUGUUAUACUUUCUAGUAAAUCAAAAGCAUCUGGAUAUCGUCGAGUAAUGUCCCGCUCUUCCCAUAGAAAUAAGAAGUGGGAUCGUGAGACGUUAAAACUUCACUCUUGGUUCAACUCUUUUUGCCUGUUAGAAAUGCCUGCUUCUCUUAAACAAAUAUUCCUGUCAGUUCGCAGAAAGUUGGAGGAAGAUUAUGUUUUAUGCGCAUUUUGCCGGAACAAUGGCGAGUUACCCGAAAUAUACAUAACUCAUGAAGUUAGGGAUCAAGAUGGUCGGGUGACGUGUCCGGUGUUACGUGUACUCUCAUGUCCCAACUGCCAUGCGACCGGUGAUCAUGCCCAUACAAUCAGAUACUGCCCGUACCCUAGGCAACUUUAGUUCUGUACUGACCCUUUUAAACAUCCACUGUUUUAUUAUUGUUUACGUAUGAUUGUCAUUAUGUUACUUUAUUACUUAGAUUUUUUACUUUAUUUUUAUACAUCUUAAUAUGGAUUUAUGCUUAUUAUGUCCUAAUAAACUAAGUUACAUCCA